This is a messenger RNA of Tribolium castaneum (red flour beetle), 552 nucleotides long. RefSeq names its product Blocked early in transport 1 (gene Bet1). The transcript has a single exon. Bases 152 to 484 code for a protein of 110 amino acids. Gene Ontology annotation, biological process: endoplasmic reticulum to Golgi vesicle-mediated transport; vesicle fusion with Golgi apparatus. Gene Ontology annotation, molecular function: SNAP receptor activity. NCBI's taxonomy places the organism in Eukaryota, Metazoa, Arthropoda, Insecta, Coleoptera, Tenebrionidae. The record is from RefSeq and is a predicted model, not a curated record. Gene Ontology annotation, cellular component: SNARE complex.
UAACCUCAAAAAUUGAAUUGAACACGUCAACCUGUUAACAAAUUUGCAAAAACAUUGUGAAAUUGUAAAGUUACAGUGAAACAGCGGGUGAAGACCCGAAGUGAAAUUUCCGGACGAGUUUGGCAUAACCUUAAAGCUGGAAUCGUUCAAAAUGCGAAGGGCCCAUGCCGGAAACUACUACGAGCCUCUGCCCCAAACUUCUAACGAAGUCGAGGAGGAAAAUGACCGAAUGGCUAAUGAAUUAAGGGACAAGGUUGGUGCACUGAAGUCCCUUUCGAUAGAUAUAGGAAACGAGCUGAAAUAUCAGGACAAAUUGUUGCGAGAUGUGGAUGACGAUAUGGACAGGACUAGGGGGUUUUUGGGGAAUACUAUGAAUAGGGUUUUGCGGUUGUCAAAGGGGUCUCAUAAUUAUUACAUCGUGUAUUUAUUUUUCUUCUCAUUGUUUGUGUUCUUUGUGUUGUAUAUUGUAUUAAAGUUUAGGUGAUUUUGACAAUUUUGUAUAUAAGUGUUGGCUUUUGUAUUAUAGGGCUUGAAAUAAAAUUUGGAUAUGCA